AUGACCGGCAGUCCAGACUGUCUGCAGCCCAAAGUCGUGGACAGGUCAGCCGACACGAACGAUAUCGCAGGGAUCUGGCUUCGAGCAUGGUCAUGGAGCAGGUCCUUGGGCAGGAGUAUAAAAGGCCCCCAUCGGUCGGUCGGCAGCACAGCACCACCCAACCUUGCCUCCGUCUCAAGAUCUACUUCAAGAUGAGAUUUCUCAGCAUUGCCUUGGCUGCCGUUGCCUCCGUUGCCCUGGUGAAUGCCAACUGCGUUGGCGGCAACGCCUGUAUCUCGGACUGCUACAUCUCGUGUGGAUGGCAGGGUGCGGCAUCGUCUCCCGCUGUUCAGAUGCGCUGCCAGAACUGCAUCUGGACCAACUGCGGCACUUGCACCACGAACGCCCCGGCUCCUCCUCCUCCCUCCCCUUCUCCUCCGCCUCCUCCUCCUCUGCGCCAAUGCAUCGGUGGGAACGCCAAUGCCUGCAUGGACGAUUGUUAUAUUAGCUGUGGAUGGCAGGGAGCCUCGUCCUCUACUGCGGUCCAGCUCCGAUGCCAGGCAUGCAUCUCGAGCAGCUGCAACGGAUGCUAAGACCAGAGAUAAUGCCUGGGUCGUUGCUCAACAAAGUGAGAGCAUUCUCGGCGACCAGACACUUGGCAUCGCUGGAAGAAAUAGUGUUAGUUGAGGGCCUGGUCUUAUGUGGUGUCAUU
This is a messenger RNA of Polychytrium aggregatum, 691 nucleotides long. RefSeq lists its product as uncharacterized. The coding region runs from base 87 to 572 and encodes 161 amino acids. The record is from RefSeq and is a predicted model, not a curated record. Lineage: Eukaryota; Fungi; Chytridiomycota; Chytridiomycetes; Polychytriales. The transcript has 2 exons.